AUGCCACCCCCCCAUCUGCGAACAUGGUGGCCACCGGCACAGGUCCCCCAUGGGCAUCGCUUGUCCCAUCCCACCUGGGCCACGUUCCGAGGUGUCCGCCAUUUCCCACGGCAGGGUGUGCAGGUGGACGCCAAGGGCCAUGUGGUGGUGGAUGAGUACCAGAACACCACCAGGAAAGGGAUCUACGCCGUCGGGGACGUCUGCGGGAGAGCCCUCUCACCCCAGGUACCGCGGUCGUGUCCCCCUCCCCAGCCCCUCAGCGCUGCCCCGCGCCGCAGCUCAGGCUCCCCGUCCCUCCCUGCAGUGGCCAUCGCGGCCGGCAGAAAGCUGGCCCACAGGCUCUUCGAGGAGAAGCAGGAGUCCCGGCUGGACUACCGGGACAUCCCCACCGUCGUCUUCAGCCACCCGCCCAUCGGCACCGUGGGCCUCACGGAAGAGGAGGCCGUGGCCACGCACGGCAAGGAGAACGUGAAGAUCUACAGCACGUCCUUCACCCCCUUGUACCACGCCGUCACCCAGAGGAAGGUGAAGUGUGUCAUGAAGCUGGUGUGUGCUGGCAAGGAGGAGAAGGUGGUGGGAUUGCACAUGCAAGGGCUGGGCUGCGACGAAAUGCUGCAGGGCUUCGCCGUGGCCAUCAAAAUGGGGGCCACCAAGGCCGACCUGGACAACACCGUGGCCAUUCACCCCACUUCUGCCGAAGAGCUGGUGACGCUGCGCUGAGGCGGU
Messenger RNA from Chroicocephalus ridibundus (black-headed gull), 726 nucleotides. Its product is annotated as glutathione reductase-like. The transcript has 3 exons. Gene Ontology annotation, molecular function: flavin adenine dinucleotide binding; glutathione-disulfide reductase (NADPH) activity. Bases 1 to 720 code for a protein of 239 amino acids. Gene Ontology annotation, biological process: glutathione metabolic process; cellular response to oxidative stress; cell redox homeostasis. NCBI's taxonomy places the organism in Eukaryota, Metazoa, Chordata, Aves, Charadriiformes, Laridae. Gene Ontology annotation, cellular component: mitochondrion; cytosol. The record is from RefSeq and is a predicted model, not a curated record.